CCCUACCCACCCGCCAUACAGUCCACUGAUCUAUGCCUUCCUCCGCAGCAACUUCUGGACGAAUACCCGAAAUGUUUUAUCGUAGGCGUGGAUAACGUGGGGUCAAAGCAGAUGCAACAGAUCCGCCAAUCCCUGCGCAACGACGCGGUGCUCCUCAUGGGUAAGAAUACGAUGAUCCGGAAGGCCAUCAGAGGACACUUGGAGAACAACCCGGCGCUCGAGAAGCUGUUGCCGCACAUCAAAGCCAACGUCGGCUUCGUCUUCACGAACCUCGAGUUAGUGGACGUCAGGGAUAAGAUCCUCGAGAAUAAGGUGAGCGCACCCGCGAAGGCCGGCGCCAUCGCACCGGUAGACGUGUUCAUCGCGGCGCAGAACACAGGGUUGGGACCCGAGAAGACAUCCUUCUUCCAGGCGCUGUCCAUUCCCACGAAGAUCUCGAAGGGAACCAUCGAAAUAUUGAAUGAGAUCCAUUUGAUCAAAAAGGAGGACAAAGUGGGCGCCUCUGAGGCCACUCUACUGAAUAUGUUGAACGUCUCUCCCUUCACGUACGGCCUAAUCAUCCGUCAGGUGUACGACUCGGGCACUGUCUUCGAUCCCGAGAUUCUGGACAUCACUCCGGAGGACUUGCGCGCGAAGUUCUUGGCGGGCGUUCGCAACGUUGCGGCCGUCUCAUUGGCGAUCGGUUACCCGACGGUCGCCUCUGCGCCGCACUCUAUCGUCAACGGACUCAAGAACUUGAUCGCUGUGGCCGUCGAGACUGACAUCAACUUCGCGGCCGCCGAGAGAGCGAAGGAGUACCUGAAGGACCCGUCGAAGUUCGCUGCUGCGGCCGCUCCGGCAGCUGCAGCGCCCGCGAAGGGCGGCUCUCCUGCCAAAGAGGCCAAGAAGGAGGAGUCCGAAGAGGAAGAGGAUGACGACAUGGGUUUCGGUCUUUUCGAUUAG
Oppiella nova is the source of this 942-nucleotide messenger RNA. The record is from the annotation of a GenBank genome assembly. NCBI's taxonomy places the organism in Eukaryota, Metazoa, Arthropoda, Arachnida, Sarcoptiformes, Oppiidae.